Molecule: messenger RNA, 2268 nt
Organism: Gossypium arboreum
Lineage: Eukaryota; Viridiplantae; Streptophyta; Magnoliopsida; Malvales; Malvaceae
Exons: 10
Coding region: 427-2118 (563 amino acids)
Source: RefSeq, a predicted model, not a curated record
UAUUUAAUUAGGAAAUUGGCAGGAAAAAGAAAAAGUUAGAAAUGGCGUUCAGACACCAUUAUCACUAUCAAAACGAGGAACAGUAAAAAAAGACGGAAGCUUUAAAACAAAAGCUAAAUUCGAGGAGACAAACAACAAAACUCCAACACCAUUUUUUCCCUUCAUUUAUUUAAACCUCUUCCUAUUCGACCAUCAAACUCUCUUCUCUAAUUCCUUUGUUACCACUUUAUAUUCUUUCAUCUCUUCAUUCUUUUAAAAUCAGUGCUUGCUGAUUUUUUUUUAUUGAUCUUCUACCCCUUGUAACUGGAUCCGACCCGACCUGGAUUGUCCCUUGUGUUCUUUUUCUGCUUUCUCAGCAGGGAGAUCCCAUUCUGGGGACAAAGAAGAACACAAAAGAUCAAAGGGUUCUGCAAUUAAGCAGUCUUAAUGGGGAGUUGUGUAUCAGCACCUGCUGAAAGAAUCAAGAAUUUGAGAAGGCCCCGUCAUCGGUUCCGAAAACACCGUGGGAAGGUUUCCCGUUCCAUCACAGAUGGAACCAAGAAAAGAAAUAGUGAUGCUCGUGUCACAGAUAUAGCUGUUAGUGAAUAUUUACAUAUGGAGAAUGGUGCAACCACUACUCGUAGAAGAUCGGAGGUUUCAAGCUCAACAUUCAAUUUCACUCAAUUUCAGUGGCAUCUUAGUCAAAUUGAUACAAAUGCUUGCCAAGAGGAUCUUUGGUUUGAUUCAGUUAGUAUUCUUGAAUCUGAUUCGGACGACGAUUUCCUCAGCAUUCAUGGAGAUGGUUUUCCAUCAGUGAGCAAUGCGAUUGGGAAUAUAUCAAGUGGGCAGCUGCUUCAGUAUGAAAGUUCAACGUGCUUCAUGGAUGGCAAGUGCAAAAACGAAGAAUACCAUGAAGGUUAUUUAAAGACAGAUGGAGGUAAAAUGAGCAAAGAUGAACCUAAAGAAACAGAUCGGUUGUCUCACAUUAGUAACCAGGGUAAUGAGCUUUCGCGCUUCGGAAAGGCGGAUGAAAUGGGUAAUAGGAAGAAGAAACUAUUAGGUCAUCCUUACGGAAGCUUUAAAGGUCUGAAGGAGGAUAGGCGUAAUUCUGAAGAGAAAAACUUAAGACCCGGAUUAUCAAGAAUGAUUCCUUCUGUGAGUUUCAAUGAGAAGAUUUUGACAUCUGGUUUGGCUCCACAAUCCCAAAGAAGGAAAUCAACAGUUUUUAGACUUUCUUUUAAGAGGAGAUCAUAUGAUGCAGAAGACAAACUUGAGGACUGUGCAUCAAAACGAUUUUUAUAUCGUCCCAAAGCUGGAUAUAUAAUUCCAUGUAGCAAGGAUGAGAAGGCGAGUCAAGGAUGUUGGUCCGAUAUUCCACCAUCAACUUUUAAACUUCGAGGCGAGACUUAUUUCAAAGAUAAACGGAAAUGUCCGGCACGACAUUUCUCCCCUUAUACGCCAAUAGGCGUUGACUUGUUUAUCUGCCCGACAAAGAUAAAUCACAUUGCCCAACAUAUUGAGCUUCCUAAUGUAAAAGCAAAUGGGAAAGUGCCCCCUCUUCUAAUUGUUAAUAUUCAGUUGCCUACUUAUCCCGCUGCAAUGUUCCUUGGCGAUAGUGAUGGUGAAGGAAUGAGUCUUGUUCUCUAUUUCAAAGUUUCUGAGAAUUUUGACGGGCUCAUCUCGCCUCAAUAUCAGGAGAGCAUCAAGAAAUUGGUCGAUGAUGAGAUGGAAAAGGUUAGAGGGUUUGCGAAAGACUCUACCAUUCCCUUCAGAGAAAGGUUAAAGAUCAUGGCUGGGUUGGUUAAUCCUGAUGACCUCAAUUUGAGUUCUACUGAAAAGAAACUCGUAAAUGCUUAUAAUGAAAAGCCAGUUCUCUCACGCCCGCAGCACAACUUUUACAAGGGUUCAAAUUACUUUGAGAUUGAUUUGGACAUUCAUCGCUUCAGUUAUAUAUCAAGAAAGGGGCUUGAGUCGUUUCGAGAUCGAUUGAAGAAUGGAAUUCUUGAUCUGGGUUUAACCAUCCAGGCACAAAAACAAGAGGAACUUCCGGAGCAAGUGUUGUGCUGUUUGAGACUGAACAAGAUCGUCUUUUCUGAUCAUGGCCAAAUACCAACACUUCGAACAGCUUCUGAUGCCUGAAAAGGUUGUUGUGGUUGAGGUGGAGGAUACUGACUCUUGUAAAAUUUAGAAACUCUUGUAUGGAGGAUCAAUUUCGUUUGUGGAAGCUCAGUUGUUACAGUACCAGCUUUACUGCAAAUAUAUUUCAUAAAAUGUUUGAUUUCUCGUUAA